Striga asiatica is the source of this 2661-nucleotide messenger RNA. The record is from the annotation of a GenBank genome assembly. Lineage: Eukaryota; Viridiplantae; Streptophyta; Magnoliopsida; Lamiales; Orobanchaceae.
AUGAUACCGCAGACGAUGGGCUACCUAGAGGAGUUUGAUAAAGAGAGGCCAGAUCCUGAGAUAAACGGCAAAACCAUCACCUUUGUUCCAAAGAACGAACGAGUUAAAGAGCUUCGUGUCAAGGCAAAAACUCAUGAUGAGAAAAUACAGUUUCACUCGCCACUGGGCUCGAGUCUCUGUGCUGUCUGCGCAAAUGAGGGAAGUUGUAAAGUUGUUCCGUCGAGAACAAAGAUGAUGAAGACACUAGUAGAUAUGGGAAAGCCUCGAGAAUCCGUAUCCAUUUUUAACAAUUUAAUCCAAGAAGGACACAAGCCCAAUUUGAGAACCUACAACUCGCUUGUUUGGGCUUGGUGUACUGAAAAAAAUAUGAAAGCGGCUUGGGAUUUAGUGUCGGAAAUGGCGGUCUUGGGAGUGGGGCCCAAUGUCAUCACUUACAACAUGUUGGCUACGGCUUAUAUUAAGGAUGGGCGGAUGAGGGAGGCCAACAACGUAAUUCUGGAGAUGGCAAGGAAUAAUGUACGUCCGAAUGAAAGGACCUGCGGCAUUAUAAUCUCAGGCUACUGCAAGGAAGGUAGAAUACAGGACGCCUUGAGAUUCAUUAACAAGAUGAAGGAUCUCGAGAUAAAGCCUAAUCUCGUCAUUUUCAAUUUGUUGAUCAAGGGGUGUAUUGACGCGUCUGAUAUUAAUGGCAUUGAUGAGGUUUUAGAUUUGAUGGCGAAAUUCGAGGUCAAACCGGACGUGAUCACGUUCAGCAGCAUCAUGAAUGCAUGGAGCGAUGCUGGCUACAUGAUCAAGUGCCGGGAGGUUUUCGAGGACAUGGUUCGGGCCGGCAUAAAGCCCAAUGUCCGUGCAUACAGCAUCCUAGCCAAGGGCUACGUGCGGGCCCAGGAGCUCGAGAAGGCAGAGGAACUACUGGCUGCCAUGGAGAAAGCCCGUGUGGGCCCGAAUGAUGUGGUCUACACAAUCGUGAUCAGUGGAUGGUGCAACCAGGGCUUGAUGGGGUCCGCCCUUACGGUUUUUGGAAAAAUGGUCAAGAAGGGGAUUUCCCCCAAUCUAAAUACGUUUGAAACCCUAAUCCGGGGAUAUGCAAAAAAAAAGCUGCCGGGGAAGGCCAAGGAAGUUCUGCGAGUUAUGGAGAAGUUUGGGGUUCGGCCCGAAAAAAGCACUUUUGGGUGGAUUCCCCAAGCUUCGUGUGAGGCCAGUCUAACCAAUGAGUCUGGAAAUUCGGGUAUGGCUCAGGAAUUGCAUGAAGAUGUCCUAGAGAGAUAUUACGAGAAGGAAGGGGUAAAAACUCGUGAUGAGAAAAUACAAUUUCACCCGCCACUGGGCUCGACUCUCUGUGCUGUCUGCGCAAAUGAGGGAAAUUGUAAAGUUGUUCUGUCGAGAACAAAGAUGAUGAGCACACUAGUAGAUAUGGGAAAGCCUCAAGAAUCCCUAUUCAUUUUUAACGAUUUAAUCCAAGAAGGACACAAGCCCAAUUUGAUAACCUACAACGUGCUUGUUCGGGCUUGGUGUACUGAAAAGAAUGUGGAGGCGGCUUGGGAUUUAGUGUCGGAAAUGGUGGCCUCGGGCGUGGGGCCUGAUGUCAUCACUUACAACACGUUGGCUACAGCUUAUAUUAAGGAUGGGCGGAUGAGUGAGGUAAAAAACGUAAUUCUGGAGAUGACAAGGAAUAAUGUGUGUCCGAAUGAAAGGACCUUCGGCAUUAUAAUCUCAGGCUACUGCAAGGAAGGAAGAAUACAAGACGCCUUGAGAUUUGUUUACCAGAUGAAGGAUCUCGGAUUAAAGCCUAAUCUCGUCGUUUUCAAUAUGUUGAUCAAUGGUUGUCUUGACGCGUCGGAUAUUAAUGAGAUUCUAGGUUUGAUGGCAAAUUUCAGUGUCAAACCGGAUGUAAUCAUGUUCAGAACCAUCAUGAGUGCAUGGAGCAAGGCCGGCUGCAUGAUUAAGUGCGGGGAGGUUUUCGAUGAAAUGGUUCGGGCCGGAAUAAAGCCCGAUGUCCAUGAAUACGGCAUCCUGGCCAAGGGCUACGUGCGGGCCCAGGAGCCCGAGAAGGCAGAGGAACUCCUGGCUGCCAUGGAGAAAGCCCGUGUGGGCCCGAGUGUUGUGGUCUACACACUCGUCAUCAGUGGAUGGUGCAGCCGGGGCUCAAUGGGGUCCGCCCUUAAGGUUUUUGGGCAAAUGGUCAAUAAAGGGAUUUCCCCCGAUUUAAAGACCUUUGAAACCCUAAUCCGGGGAUAUGCAAGAAACAAGUUGCCGAGGAAGGCCGAGGAAGUUCUCCGGGUUAUGGAGAGGUUUGGGGUUCGGCCCGAAAAUAGCACUUUUGGGUUGAUUCCCCAAGCUUCGUAUGGAAAUUCGAGUAUGGAUGAGGAAAUGCAUGAAGAUGGGCUAGAGAGAUUUUACGAGCAGGAAGGGGUAAAUUCGUCAUUUCCGAGGCUGAGGAUACCUAGCACGGUCUUGAGGGAUCAGAAGGGAUCAGCUGGUCCGGGCAAAAGAGGGCGGAUGGUGUUGAGGGAAGCCGGAGGUUCGUGCUCGACGAAAGUUGUGAAUUUUAAGUGUCGGCAUUUGGGGGGCCGAUGGCCGGUGGUUAGCCGGAGAAGUUUCGAGGGGCAGCUGCGUGUGUCUGAUCAGUUUGCACCAUGUUGUAUGCAGCUCCUUUGUUGA